This is a messenger RNA of Liolophura sinensis, 2184 nucleotides long. RefSeq names its product tafazzin-like. Lineage: Eukaryota; Metazoa; Mollusca; Polyplacophora; Chitonida; Chitonidae. Gene Ontology annotation, biological process: inner mitochondrial membrane organization; cardiolipin acyl-chain remodeling. The transcript has 8 exons. The record is from RefSeq and is a predicted model, not a curated record. Gene Ontology annotation, molecular function: 1-acylglycerophosphocholine O-acyltransferase activity. Bases 20 to 811 code for a protein of 263 amino acids. Gene Ontology annotation, cellular component: mitochondrial membrane.
CUGAUAUCAGAGAUGAAAGAUGUGUUAUGACCAACGGUGGCUGAAAAUACAAAAUCCGCGAAAUAGCACAAGAUUAUGGAUGAUUGGCAGCAAAAUUGCAGUUUAUACAGUGGGUCUCCUCAGCAAACUUUGGUUAGGUGGAUUCAACUCUUUGAAUUUAGUCAACAAGGAGUUAUUAUAUAAAGCUUUGGAAAAUCGUCUGCCAGAACAAGGAUUGAUAACAGUUGCUAACCAUUACAGUUGUUUUGAUGAGCCUUUGCUUUGGGGAACGUUGAAAUGCAAGCAUCUGGUAAAUCACAAAUUGAUGCGAUGGUCACCUGCAGCCCAUAACAUAUGCUACACCAAUUACAUCCACGCCUUGUUUUUCAGUCUUGGGAAGAGUGUAGCUCUUCGUAGAUGUGAUGGUGUGUAUCAGCGAGGCAUGGGCUUCCUGUCAGACAGGCUAAAACAAGGUCAUUGGGUGCACUUUUUUCCAGAAGGGAGAGUUAACCUAAACAAAGAACAUUUGCGACUCAAAUGGGGAGUAGGACGACUUAUAUCUGAAUGUAACAUCACCCCAGUCAUCAUACCAAUGUUUCAUUUGGGUAUUGAUGAUAUUCUGCCGAACAGAGAGCCUUACAUACCCAGGAUAAGAAAGAGAGUGACCGUCCUUGUUGGAGAGCCUAUCGAGAUCUCAGAGGAAAUCAGUCAUUUAAAACAAGCUCACAAAACACCAAGGGAAAUACGGAAGUUCAUCACAGAUUGCAUUCAAGAGGAAUUGAGAGUUCUCAGGGUACAGGCAGAACAAAUUCAUGCUGCCUGGAAUAGUUGACAAUAAAGGCCAAAGCUCAUUGUGUGUGACUUCAUGAAAUCGUUUUUUGUGCUGUGAUCAUCACUGUUAUCCACCAGCAAUCAAUAUUUUCUGUCCAUGAUUUCAGAAAUUGUCAGCUGUGUAAUGUAUGAAAUUUGAGUGAAAAAAAGAAAUAACAAUAGGCAGCAGCAGUUAUUCCCUUGCAGUGCUUUUUGAUUGUGACAGUUCUUGAUACAAUGGGUGUUUUUGUCAAUUCUCCGAGAUAUUGUUCUUUGGCAGUACAGUUGGAUUCCAACAGUUUUGACACAAUCCAUACUUCUGCCAUUUCAUCGCAAUGUUCCCUCACAGAAGUUUGAUUCGCAGUUUGUCCAACUGAAUAUUUGUCAUUUCUUGCAAAGACUGAUGUUAAUUUACAGUGCAGUUUGAUUCUGACAGUUUGUGACAAUUUUUUUUUGUUUCUUCCAGAUACUAAUUUUGCUUCUGUUUAAGCUUACAAAAGAUUAUGAUGACCCUUUCUUAGAGGUAAACGUUACAUUGCAUGUAGUGAAUUUAAGUGUCAUUCUUUCCAGGUAUUUAUUCUGUGCAAAAGUAUAAAGUUUGUUGUUAGAGACUUUGUACACACUCAUGUUAACCUAUAAAGCACAUUUUGUACUUAUUUUUUGUAUAAGUUGAAUAUCUUGAAGAAAUGUGCAAGCUUACUCUGUAUAUCACCUUUUCCAACAGUCAAUAUUUACAAUUUCCAAAGCCUUAGAUAAAUGUAAGUACAUCAUGGUAAUCACUGGGAAAAAUAUGUAAAUGUAUGCUCUUUAUUCCUGCAGGAUCCUGUUGCCUUCAUCUCUCUUUAAUUGGCCCACUAUCACUGUCUGUGGGUCUUUGUCACUGUAAGCAGCUGAUGAUGCUUGUGGGACCGUUCAUUGUAGUCUGUUAGAUGUUAUUGGCGUGAUACGAUAAUGUUAUUAGCACAGGCAUUCUGCUGUGCAUAUGGCUGGGUUUAAAUAUUUGCCGUUAAGAAAGGUAAAACUAAAAAGCUCAGAUAUUGACUUGCAUUGUUCAAGGCUUGGAGAGCUGUUUAUCUAAGCAGUUUUAAUAUUUUACCUGUAGCUCUGAUGCAUACCAUAUUGAACAUAUUUCAUGAAAUGUUAGUCUUUUCACAGGUGCAACAUGUAUUUUCCAUGGUAAACCAAAGUAGAUCUUGCAAAUUCAGAUUUAAGUACAUGUAACCUAUGGUACAUUUAACUCUCAGUGUGAGGUGGUCUUUCAUAAUAACAUCUUUCCUGGCAACAGGCUGGCCAAGGUACGCCACUUCCCAUGGCCGUAAGUUGAUUUUGCAUAACUUUAACACAGUAACCAAUCUCCACUCAUUCACAUUCACUUUGUUUUGGAAUAAAGAUUCU